UGAACACUCAUCCCCACUGCUUCCUGCUAAACUCCUCACCUCUGCUCCCAAAUCCUAUUUAAUCACAUUAAUUAUUCUACUAAUUACAUCCAUUAAUACAUUAAUUAACUUCCACCUCUCAAUGGGAAACACCGACGCCGCCUACAUGGCCGGCGUUGAGGUCGCCCACCGCGUUCCCGUCCCCACUCCUCGUCCCUUCCUGGACACCUUCUGCUCCAAUCUCAAAGAAACCUUCUUCCCCGACGACCCAUUCCGUCAAUUCAAACAAGAAAAAGGCGGCCGCCGUGCCAUCCGAGCCCUCCAAUACUUCUUUCCCAUCUUCGAAUGGGCUCCAAACUACACUUUCAACUUUUUCCGUGCCGAUCUCAUCGCCGGCAUCACCAUAGCUAGUCUUGCGAUUCCGCAGGGCAUCAGCUACGCUAAGCUGGCUAAUCUUCCGCCUAUACUCGGGCUAUAUUCGAGCUUUGUGCCACCGCUGGUGUAUGCGAUGAUGGGGAGUUCGAAGGAUUUGGCUGUGGGGACGGUGGCGGUGGCGUCGCUGCUCUUGGCGUCGAUGUUGGGGAAGACGGUGUCGGCCAAGGAAGAGCCGGCUUUGUAUUUGCAUUUGGCGUUCACUGCGACGUUCUUCGCCGGCGUCCUGCAAGCGUCUCUGGGCUUGCUGAGGCUUGGGUUUAUAGUGGACUUCUUAUCGCAUUCAACCAUAGUUGGAUUCAUGGGAGGAGCAGCGACUGUGGUUUGCCUGCAGCAGCUGAAAGGGAUUUUGGGACUUGAGCACUUCACCACUAAUACUGAUCUAGUCUCAGUGCUGGAGUCCGUCUUCUUUCACACUUCUUUUAUGAGCUAUCAGUCUCUCCUCACCCUCUGUAAGCAUUAACUAAUAUUUAAUUUAACUCGGCGUCAUCUCUUUGUCAACUAUCCAAAAGUCUUUUGGCUAUCUGCAGCAGCGCCAUUAACAUCAGUGAUAUUAGGAAGUCUAGUGGUGUAUUUCAGCCAUGCCGAGACUCAUGGUGUUGAAGUGAUUGGUCACCUCACAAAGGGGUUGAAUCCUCCCUCUUUGACCAAACUGACCUUAUCUCCGCCUCACAUGAUGGUGGCCCUCAAAACCGGCAUGGUCACUGGAAUCAUUGCCCUUGCUGAAGGAAUUGCUGUGGGGAGAAGCUUCGCCAUGUUCAAAAACUAUCACAUUGAUGGGAACAAAGAGAUGAUUGCAUUCGGAGCCAUGAACGUGGCUGGAUCCUUGACCUCUUGCUACCUUACUACAGGACCUUUUUCACGAUCGGCUGUGAAUUAUAAUGCCGGUUGCAAAACAGCAGUGUCCAACGUGGUCAUGGCAUUGGCAGUAAUGAUCACUUUAUUAUUUCUCACCCCACUCUUUCAUUACACUCCUUUGGUGGUUUUGGCCUCCAUCAUUAUCUCGGCUAUGUUAGGCCUUAUCGAUUAUGAAGCUGCCUUUCACCUGUGGAAGGUUGAUAAGAUUGACUUCUGCGUGUGCAUAGGAGCUUACCUUGGAGUUGUCUUUGGGAGUGUCGAGAUCGGCCUGGUUACUGCGGUGAUGGUGUCAAUACUUAGAGUUUUGUUGUUCAUUGCAAGGCCAAGGAUGACCAUGUUGGGUAACAUUCCAAAUUCCAUGGCUUAUAGAAGAAUGGAUCAGUACCCCGGAGCUCAGAGCAUCCCUGGUGUUCUUGUACUUGGCAUUGAUGCCCCAAUCUAUUUUGCCAAUGCAAAUUACUUGAGAGAGAGGAUCUCCCGAUGGAUUAACGAGGAGGAAGAUAGGCUUAGGGUGAACGGAAAAACCAGCUUGCAUUAUGUUAUACUUGAUAUGGGUGCUGUGUCCAGUAUUGACACAAGUGGAAUAAGCAUGAUGAAGGAGACAAAAAAAGCACUAGAAAGAAAAGAGCUUCAGUUGGUGCUAGCCAACCCAGGAAGUGAAGUGAUGAAGAAGCUCGAUAGCUCAAAGGUGCUCGAGACAAUUGGUCAUGAUUGGAUCUUUCUAACUGUAGGGGAAGCUGUUGGUGCCUGCAAUUUUAUUCUGCAUACAGUAAAAACUGGAAACCUUAUGGAAAAUGGAGGAGUUAUGGGCUUAGAUAGCCAUGUUUGAAAAGGCUACUAAUGAUGUACUCAGUUAUAUCAUCAGCUAUUCUUAAUCUGUGUUCAAGAAGCUCUGCUAUUUCGUUGAGUUUUAGGAUUGAACUUAUCAGGCUAAGCAUGUCUCUAUGGCUACUGUAGCUCAUAGAAGCCUUUGUUCUACAUUGCUAUUCCUUUUGGUCGAUAUUAGCUGACCAUCUUUUGUUUUUGGAUGUUGGGUUAGAGCAUUUUGCCACCCUUUCUUGCAAUCGUAACCAAGAUUGCAUUGUAUUAUCUUACUAUUGAAGAAAUGAAAGCUAUAGUUUUGUUGCAAA
Messenger RNA from Dendrobium catenatum, 2399 nucleotides. RefSeq names its product sulfate transporter 3.1. The record is from RefSeq and is a predicted model, not a curated record. Gene Ontology annotation, molecular function: secondary active sulfate transmembrane transporter activity. Gene Ontology annotation, cellular component: membrane. The transcript is spliced from 13 exons. Lineage: Eukaryota; Viridiplantae; Streptophyta; Magnoliopsida; Asparagales; Orchidaceae. Gene Ontology annotation, biological process: transmembrane transport.